This is a messenger RNA of Hylaeus anthracinus, 3526 nucleotides long. It is a transcript of the gene Sirt6, whose product is annotated as NAD-dependent protein deacetylase Sirt6. The record is from RefSeq and is a predicted model, not a curated record. Gene Ontology annotation, molecular function: NAD+ binding. Lineage: Eukaryota; Metazoa; Arthropoda; Insecta; Hymenoptera; Colletidae. The transcript has 7 exons. The coding region runs from base 180 to 1583 and encodes 467 amino acids.
AUUUUUAAAACACUAGUCGUCAUCUAACAAUAUCGUUUCCAUCGUGAAAUUCGUUAUCAAGGCGAUCAGGGCAGGGGAAAGGCAAUCGCUUAUCGCAAAAUUCUAUGCGCAGUUAAAUAAUUUAUGAGAAUCUGAAUAUCAAUAGCCGAGGCGAUUAGGUCAGUUUCGAUCGCUACACAAUGGCAGAAAGACGAUUGUGCUCGAUUCUUGUGCCUUGGGUACCGGCAGGCGUUCAUUCGAGACUAUCGUCGAUCGAAAUAACGAUUUUCUCACUUCUACCAUUUGGGAGUCGUCGGGACCAUAAACGAAACACAUGUGCUGCCGGAAGAAUACAUUUGGGAGCCUAUUUUUGGAACCCAAGGCAUCCAGACACGACCAUGUAUAGAUACGACAGCGUCGAGGCGUUGCGACUGAAAUGCGGUCUUCUCGCCGAUUGGAUCCAAGCUGCACGGCACGUCGUCGUUCACACCGGCGCCGGCAUCAGCACUGCUGCGGGCAUUCCGGAUUUUCGAGGCACAAAUGGAGUAUGGACUUUGGAGCAGAAGGGUUUGAAAGCUACAAUGAGUAUUUCUUUCGACGAAGCGAUACCUACAAAGACACACAUGGCAUUGAAGAAAUUGGUGGAUGCUAAAAAAGUCAAAUUCAUUAUAAGUCAGAACAUCGAUGGCUUGCACCUUCGAUCAGGAGUGCAGAGACAACACCUGGCUGAGUUGCAUGGAAAUAUGUUUACAGAACAAUGUGAUAAAUGCGGCAGACAAUUUAUUCGGAAUUUUGCAACUAAAAGCGUGGGCAAGAAAUCGCUUGACACUGUGUGUAGAUCUGAACAGAUAGGUGGUCGUCCAUGCCGUGGUCGCAUGCACGACACAAUCCUUGAUUGGGAACACAACUUGCCAGACAGCGAUCUCACAUUGUCCGAUUUGCAUUCUAGUGUCGCGGACUUGAGCAUAUGCCUUGGAACGACGCUGCAAAUUAUACCCAGCGGAAAUUUGCCUCUGUAUACCAAAAAGUAUGGAGGUCGACUCGUUAUAUGCAAUCUACAACCUACAAAACAUGACAAAAAGGCGGACUUGAUAAUCAACGGCAACGUUGACGAGAUAAUAAUCAGCGUGAUGAAAAAGCUGGGGCUAGAGAUCCCCGAGUACGAGAGCACGAUGGAUCCUACACGCAACUCCGACACAACGUCUAAAGAGAUGGACUGGACAAUACCUACCAGCAGAAUAAAAGAAAUGAACGUGUUAUACAAGAAAGUAUGCAAACCGAUGAAAAGGAAACGGCAAACCUUCAUGUACGAGAGAACGGAUUCGCGAACGGAGACGAAACGAGAACCGAAAUCGAAGAAGCAGGCGUUCAUGAUCAAGGAGGAAAUAAAAGCCGAGGAUGUAAAGGCAGAAGAUGUAAAAAGGAAUGACGUAAACACGGAGAACCCGUCGAACGCGGCUGACAUAGUACGCAACAACGAGGUAAGUAGUAACGCGGUUAAAAUCGAAGGGGACGUCAAUGACCAAGUGCAACAACCGUUCGACUUCUCUACGGACAACUUGACACAACCGAAUGCCAGUUUAGAAGUGAACGACAGACUGUAGCAUGAUGAUUUUGGCGUAUUGUGAUCGCCAACGACCUAAUUAAUCCUAUUACUCUCAGUCUACGUUAAAUUUAUUUAUGAGUGCAUAUAGGAUGGAUGUUAUCUGUAUGUGAAAAGAAUGCCUAAAAGUGCUAUCGAUUUGUUUAUAUGAAAACGACACAAAAAAAAAAAUGAUACAAAAAGAUGAGGAGAUUAAGAGAAUCGUAUAAGAUAAGUUUAUCGAAUGGCAAACCGCUUUUAACGUCUGAAAUCACAGAACGCUGCAAUACGUGUAAAUAUAUGUAGUAGUAAUUUUGUGAUCGCUUCCAUGUUCUGUCCGCUUUCUUCUUACACGAAGCGUGCGUGCGUGUGCGGCCGUAGCUUUUAAUAGGGUCCCCCAUUUCACGGGUACACGUGGUUUCAAAGUUGCGCGCAAUAAAACACGUGAUACUGUUUUCACGUGUUGAUACUAUGGCUGGGGCUACUUGUUGAAUUUUUCUGCAUUUGAAUAGCGGAUUCGUCGAGUCCACCCCUCUUUUUCAUUUCAUUUUCAUUUAUGCUACUUUACAAAUAAUAUUCUGUACAUUUCCAUUUCGAUAAAGAGGAAGUAAUGCAUUUACAUUUUUCGGCUGUAAACAGUUUAUUUUUAUAAGAGAUAUUUAAAAGAUAUUUCGUUGAUUUUGCUAUCGAAACUCAACCUCGCUUAAUUUCCACCAUUUUGGGGGGAGCCGUUGCGUUUGAUCGUUGGAAUAGUAAUAUUCGACAAUAGUGAAUGGUAAUAAUAGAAAUUGAAAAAAAAAAAAUCUGUGAUGUCGUUUACAUGUUCGUUUGCCCGUGUACCCGUGUAUUUUAAAACACGUACAAGAAGAGUCUCGAUGAAUACUUCCGGGUUGUGCAUAUACAUAUGUAUGCAUGCACAUCAGAGAUGAGCAAAAUUCAUGUCUAGGUAACGAAGGUAAGUUUCGAAUAAUAGAUUAAAGAUAAAUAAUCUUUAAUCGAUUAUUUGGUUUAAUCAAAAUUAUAAUUAAAUUAUGUUUCACAAUUGAAAGAAUAACUACGAAGCUAUAUACAGCUAUAUACAGUUGUAUGCAGAAAUUUUAUUUGGCAUCUGUUAUUCGAAUAAUACUUUGCUCAACUCUGAGGCGCGCCAUAGCUUUUCUCCAGUAUCGUACAUUAACGUUACGUACUUAAUGAUGAUUUAUUUAGGAUCGUUUGUAUCCCGUUAACAGAGAUUUUGUAGCGACGACGUGUCCAUUUAAUUGAUAUAUGAAUAUAUAUAUAUAUAUAGAUAUAUAUACACAUUGUUCGUGUUUUCUCGACGAUUUUCGUCGUUUCUCAAAGUUUUCGAACUGGUGACCAGUAAAUCUGGUAACCGUUUGUAAUUCGAGAAACGAUUAAGGAAAAUAUAUGACGAUGUUUUAACGCGCUCGGAGUAGCGAGUAAGCAUUGCUACUUCGAACGUUUAAGAUUGAGAGAAUCUUUUUAAUAGAAAGCUCUGUACGAGCCUCGAUGUUGUUUGGUCAUUUAAUAGUUGAGUGUCUUUCUCGUUGAACGCACACGUUUAUAUAACCCGUAACAAGCGAAACAUUUUAACAGGCAGAUUCCGUUGAAACGAAACAACGGGCGCGAGGUUUUAUCCCUUGACAAUAUAUGUCUCACCGAGCGACUUGGAAAGUGGAAGUGCAAAGAUUUAAGAAUAAUAAUAAUAAUAAUAAUAUUAAUAAUAAUGAAAAAAAAAAAUUAUAAGUGUAAGCGAGUCUUUCUUAUAUCGGCAUUCGACGCUACUCUGUCGAUAGAGUUUUAAAGUAGUGCGCAAAUUAGUGAAAUGUGUAAUAUUUAUGUGUACAUAGCGACGCACGCUUGGUUGCUCUUAAUAAUUUAUUAUCCUUAUUGACAUUAUUUACUGGACGUUAUUAUUAGUGAAAUAUUAUAGUAUUUGACGGGUAAUAAAAUUGUGGAAAUGGG